Molecule: messenger RNA, 2221 nt
Organism: Peromyscus eremicus (cactus mouse)
Lineage: Eukaryota; Metazoa; Chordata; Mammalia; Rodentia; Cricetidae
Gene: Dhx58
Product: DExH-box helicase 58
Exons: 12
Coding region: 27-2063 (678 amino acids)
Biological process (GO): response to virus; innate immune response; positive regulation of interferon-beta production
Cellular component (GO): cytoplasm
Molecular function (GO): single-stranded RNA binding; zinc ion binding; hydrolase activity
Source: RefSeq, a predicted model, not a curated record
GGUUCUAAUCCCUCUGCCAUUCCAGAAUGGAUCUGCGGCCCUACCAGUGGGAAGUGAUCGUGCCUGCUCUGGAGGGCAAGAAUAUAAUUAUAUGGUUGCCCACGGGCGCUGGGAAGACCCGGGCAGCUGCCUUUGUGGCCAAGAGGCAUCUAGAGACAGUAGACGGUGGCAAGGUGGUGGUACUGGUCAACAGGGUGCACCUGGUGAACCAGCAUGCUGAAGAGUUCAGGCGCAUGUUGGAUAAUCGCUGGACCAUGACAACCCUGAGUGGGGACAUGGGACCACGACCCGGCUUUGGCCUGAUGGCCCGGAGCCAUGACCUGCUCAUCUGCACAGCAGAGCUGCUGCAGCUGGCACUCAUCAACCCAGAAGAGGAGGAGCACGUGGAGCUCACAGAGUUCUCGCUGAUUGUGGUGGACGAGUGUCACCAUACCCACAAGGACACCGUCUACAACAUCAUCCUGAGCCGGUACCUAGAGCAUAAGCUGCAGAAGGCAAAGAGACUUCCCCAGGUGCUGGGUCUCACCGCCUCCCCAGGCACUGGCGGGGCCACCAAGCUCCCAAGGGCCAUUGACCACAUCCUACAGCUCUGUGCCAACUUGGAUGUGUGGCGCAUCAUGUCACCAGAGAAUUGCCACCCUCAGCUGCUCGAGCACAACCCGAAGCCCUGCAAACAGUAUGACCUCUGCCAAAGGCGCAAAGAGGACCCUUUUGGAGACUUGCUAAAAAAGCUUAUGAGCCAAAUCCACCAGCAACUAAAGAUGCCUGAACUGAGCCAGCAAUUUGGAACCCAGACAUACGAGCAGCAAGUGGUGGAGUUGAGCAAGGAUGCGGCACAGGCUGGGCUCCAGCAGCGACGGGUAUAUGCGCUGCACCUGAGGCGCUACAACGAGGCGCUGUUGAUCCAUGACACUGUCCGUGCUCGGGACGCUCUUGACAUGUUGCAAGACUUCUACCGUGGAGAACGCACCACGAAGACCCAGAUGCUGCAUGCUGAGUGCUGGCUGCUGGAGCUGUUUGAUGGCCAUAAGAAUGAGCUGGCCCAAUUAGCAGCUCAGGGACCUGAGAAUCCGAAGUUGGAGAUGCUGGAAGGGAUCCUGCUGAAGCAAUUUGGGAGUCCCAACCACCCUCGGGGCAUCAUCUUCACCCGAACCCGCCAGAGUGCCUACUCCCUCCUGCUCUGGCUUAGGCAGCAGCCUGGCCUUCAGAAUAUGAAUAUCAAGGCCCAGAUGCUGAUUGGAGCAGGGAAUACCAGCCAGAGCGCACACAUGACCCAGAAAGACCAGCAAGAAGUGAUCCACCAGUUCAGGAAUGGUAUCCUGAACCUUCUGGUGGCCACAAGUGUGGCAGAGGAGGGGCUGGAUAUCGCCAAGUGCAGUGUGGUGGUACGCUAUGGGCUCCUGACCAAUGAGAUCUCCAUGGUCCAGGCCCGGGGCCGCGCUCGAGCUGGGCAGAGCGUGUACUCCUUUGUGGCGACAGAGGACAGUCAGGAGCUGCGGCGGGAGCUGACCAAUGAGGCUCUGGAGGUGCUGAUGGAGCAGGCGGUGACUGCAGUACAGAAGAUGGACCCCAAAGAGUUCAAGGCCAAGAUCCAGGAGCUGCAGCUGGAAGCUCUGGCUAAGCGGGCAGCGCGUGCAGCCCAGCGGGAGAGUCAGCAGAGGCAGUUCCCACCGGAGCGCGUGCAGCUCCUCUGCAUCAACUGCAUGGUGGCGGUGGGCUACGGGAGUGACCUGCGGAAGGUGGAGGGCACCCACCACGUCAAUGUGAACCCCAACUUCUCGGUCUACUAUACCAUCUCCCAGAAGCCUGUGGUCAUUAACAAGGUCUUCAAGGACUGGAGGCCAGGGGGGACCAUUAACUGCAGUAACUGUGGGGAGGUCUGGGGCUUACAGAUGAUCUACAAAUCAGUGACCUUGCCAGUGCUCAAAAUCCGAAGCAUGCUCCUGGAGACCCCUCACGGGAAGAUCCAGGCCAAAAAGUGGUCCCGGGUCCCCUUCUCAGUACCUGACUUCGACAUCCUGCAGGACUGCGCCCAGAGCCUGGCUGAUCUCUCGCUGGACUGACCCCUUGUGGCUGUAAUACCUAACUCAGGCUGCAGGGGGCAGGGUAGUUCAACAGACCAUUCUCCUCUCCCUGGGAAGUACUGUAGUCAUGGGGAGUGGAGUACCCUUUAUUCUGCCCCAGAUAUUCUUAUAUACAUUAGAUGGAGUUGGGAAACUGA